AUGCUCGCGUUCAUCGUGUCGCUCGUGGCGUAUACGGAUCCGGCGGAAGAGCUGUACGGCAUCUGGGAGCGGAACAUGGGCAAGAAUCGGGAGACCAAGUUGCAAACGCAGUACCAUUUCGCCUAUGCGCAACAUCUGGCGCCCUAUCGCACCCGCAAUAAUGUCACCCUCCUCGAGAUCGGUGCAAACACAGGAGACUCGCUGUAUGCGUGGUCGGAGUACUUCCGCGAGCCAGGCGCGACCAUCUGGGGGAUGCGCUACGGCGUCUCCGACUCGAGGAUGAAGAAGUGUCGCGCGGGCGCCGCAAACUGCGCCAAGGUGCACAUUCACGACGGCGAUCAGAGCAGCGCUCGGGAUCUUCGGGCCUUGGUCGCUGCCGCGUUUGGCGACGCGUUCAAGGCGCCUGCCACACUCGCGAACCACGAAUGGCGGCGUGCUGGGUACGACGUCAUCAUCGACGAUGGCUCUCACGUGCCGGCGCACAUCCUCUUCACCUUCACAGAACUCUUCCCUAUGCUGCGGCCGGGUGGGGUCUACGUGAUCGAGGACAACGCAUUUUCAUAUGCCGAUAAGCCAACCACCGCCUACGGCUAUCGCGUUGGUCACCGUGGCGGCAUCGGCCGGCCAACCACCGACAAUGCUGUUGAGCGAUUCAAGGCUCUCGCUGACAUUGUCAAUCGGGAGGAGUGCUUCCAAGAUCUGGACAUCGUCAUCUUUAGCGAGGCAAUCGACCGCGCCGUGUUCCAGGUUGCGUUUGUCUCGGGACUCGUGUUCGUGUGGAAGAAGACGGCGGCGCAGCAGGCGGGGCUCGCCGGGAUCCCCUCUCUCCGGUGGACGAGUCACGCCAACGGCCCGGCGCUCCAAGAGUACAAGCGCUUCCUCGAGGCUGGGAAGCACGUGGGCGUCGGAGGCGUGCGCGUGUGA
Messenger RNA from Emiliania huxleyi CCMP1516, 924 nucleotides. RefSeq lists its product as hypothetical. Lineage: Eukaryota; Haptophyta; Isochrysidales; Noelaerhabdaceae. The record is from RefSeq and is a predicted model, not a curated record. The coding region runs from base 1 to 924 and encodes 307 amino acids. The transcript has a single exon.